Molecule: messenger RNA, 9459 nt
Organism: Gymnodraco acuticeps
Lineage: Eukaryota; Metazoa; Chordata; Actinopteri; Perciformes; Bathydraconidae
Gene: gigyf1a
Product: GRB10 interacting GYF protein 1a
Biological process (GO): insulin-like growth factor receptor signaling pathway
Molecular function (GO): protein binding
Source: RefSeq, a predicted model, not a curated record
GGUAUCACACGGACGGCCAUGUUUUCGAAACACAAACAACAAGAAGAGCAGCGACUAGGAGCCAGCAGACACAUACUGAUACGCAGCAGCGUCCGUUGGAGGAGAGGGGAAAAAUAAUAAAUAAAACACAGAGCACGACUUUCUGAAAGUACGAUUCUGUCGAAUGAAUACGUUUACAGUGUUUAAGAGACCAAUGCAUACGAGAUAUUGGCAGUAGACACACCGUACCGACAACCAGUCUGGUAACGUUAGCUAUAAACAGUGAAGUGGUGCUAAGGGAGGAGGACAGGAAAUAAAGGAGUCACCUGGAGGGUCUCCGUCAAUCAACAUUUCAGUUGGAGCGAGAGAGAAGAAGGGACGGAGGGAGAGAGAAAAGAAAAGAGGAGUGCGAGUCGUGUCUGCUCUUGGCAGCUGUUCCAGCAGCCUGUUUCAGUGUUGGGGCUGUUAUUUCGUUCCUGCGUUACCUUUUUUGAUGAAUCAACUCAUAUUUUUAACUUUAAUGUGAGCUAUAACUGCUGUAAAAAAAGAAAACAUUAUUACUAGCAAGUGUGUUUUAUUUUUGUUCCAUUGUUCAUUUCCAAGGUUUUUUUCGUUUAUUUUCUUUGUUUACCUACCAUUUUUUCGGCUGUGAGUAGCAGGAGAUUCCACUCUCCAAACUAUAGUCGAACCCCCUUCCUUAUCUAGUUAGGACCUGAUAACCUGGUAUUCCUCAAGCACCUGCAACUGGCAGCUAUUCUCUUUGUGUCUGUGUGCUUGGGGAGCUCUGUGACCACAGCUUAAGCACCACUCAGCCUUUUAGUCACCUAAGCCUAACUAAAGCCAGCCAGCUCUAGCCUGGUCCAGCACAGUCCAGCCUGCUCCGAUCAUCUGGACAGGAUACUCAGUUCUGUGUGGACGUGAGGAAUAUGACUGCUGAGACUCUUAACUUCGGCCCAGAAUGGCUCCGUGCACUGUCCAGUGGGGGGAGUGUGACGUCCCCCCCUCCUUCCCCCGCCAUGCCAAAGUACAAGCUGGCCGAGUAUCGCUACGGCCGAGAGGAGAUGUUAGCACUUUAUAUCAAAGACAACAAGGUCCCAGAGGACAUGCAGGAUAAGGAGUUUGCUGCUAUUCUGCAAGAUGAGCCCAUGCAGCCACUGGCACUGGUGCCUCUCACUGAGGAGGAGCAGAGGAACUUCUCCAUGUCUGUGAACAGUGUGGCGGUGCUAAGGCUCAUGGGAAAAGGGGUGGGCGCCACAGCCCCAGCUGGAGUGGUCCGAGGACGAGGGGCCGCGCGAGGUGGUCGAGGACGAGGUCGCGGUGAAGGUGGAUUUUACCAAAGAAGUAUUGAAGAACCGGAGGUGGGUUUUGGACGCGGCGUCCGAGAGAUUCAUCGCAGCCAGAGCUGGGAUGACCGGGCUGAGCGUAGAUUUGAGAAGCCGAUCCGGCGGGAGGUCGGGCGUCCCGGCUUUGAAGAGCCUGUAGUGCCUGUGGUUCCAGGACGGAAGGAUUUCACAAGGGCUGACAGCGAUAACUGGCGCAUCCUCCGGGAGGAGCAGCAGGAGGAGGAGGAGGCGGCGGCGGCAGGGGGGGGGGUGGUGGUGGUGGAGCCGGGAACCAACUGGAGACUUACAGGAGUCCGCAGGGAUGAUGGGGGUCCUCGCUCAGCAGGCUGGCGGGAACACACCGGUCCCGGCGAGGGUCGUCGUCGGAAGUUUGAUUUCGAUUUCAGGGAUGCCGAUGGCCAUGGUGGUGGCCGCCGGCGUGAGGGACUGGACGACGGAGACGGCCUGCCUGAGUGGUGCACAGACGAGGAAGACGGGGAGAUGGGCACGUUUGACUCCUCUGGAGCUUUCAUGGCUUUGAAGAAGGGUGACAAGGACAUAAUCCUGGAGGAGGAGUUUGAUUUUAAGGGGAUAGAGGACGAGGAAGACGAGGAGUUCUACGCUGACAUGGAGAGGAACAGUGCUGAAGAAGACAAGGAGAGUAAAGAAGCUGGCUCUGCUGUAAGGGACGGCGAGACAAAGCCAGCUUCACCCUCAUCCUCUCCUCCUGCACUGCAACACUGUACCCCCCCCUCUGUGGAGCAUCGGCCCAGCAACGCAGGCCUGUUGGUGGACAAUGCUCAGCUGAACAACAGCCACCCUGUCAAAGCCAGCAGCGCGCCCAGUGAAGACAUGGCUCCUGUAGGGGUCUCUAAGAGCCAGCUGAGCCCCAGCGCCCCCCCUUCCUCCCGCAUGCCUCCUCCACCUCCUUCCUCUGCUGCUCCUCUCCACCCUCCACCUGGAGGGGACACAGAGGACGAUGAGGGCAUGAAGCACCUGCAGCAGGAGGCAGAGAAGAUGGUGGCGUCACUGCAGGACACUUCUCUGGAGGAGGAGUGCUUCACCCAGGCUCUGCAGCAGCAGCAGGAGUGCAGGAACACAGCCGCCGCUCUGCCGCUGUCACACGAGGCCGCCAUGAAGUGGUUCUACAAGGACCCACAGGGAGAGAUCCAGGGUCCCUUCACCACGGUGGAGAUGUGCGAGUGGUUCCAGGCCGGCUACUUCACCAUGACCCUGCUGGUGAAGCGUGGCUGCGACGAGGGCUUCCAACCCCUGGGAGAUGUCAUCAAAAUGUGGGGCCGGGUGCCCUUCGCCCCAGGGCCCUCCCCUCCGCCCCUGCUGGUGAGACAGCCACCACCGACGCAGCGCCCGCAGCCCACCCGGGGGUCCGCCGGGACUGUGAGUCAGAGCUCUGCCAACGUAGAGGAUGGGGAGGGGAGGAUGCAGAGGAGAGGGAAGCUUGAUAGACAGGUUACGGGGAACCUGGACCAGGACCGCCUGAAAAAGCAACAGGAGCUGGCGGCAGCAACAGCUCUCUAUCAGCAGCUCCAACAGCAGCAGCUAUUUCAGCUCAUUAAUAGGUGCAGUGAGCAGGGUAUGAUGCCUUCGAUGAACAGGUCGAUGUCAGUGCCAGAUACAGGGUCCAUGUGGGACAUGCAUACCUCAGCUUCACAGCCGUCAGGCGGUGAAGCCAGUCUUUGGGACAUAACAAUGAAUCCUUCUACUCAGGGUCCAACUCUCGAACAGCUUCAAAAGCUCCAGCAGGAGAGGAGAGACGCUGAACUCAGGGCGAAGCGUGAAGAGGAGGAGCAGCGUAAGAGGAGGGAGGAGAAGAGGAGGCUUCAGGAGGAGCAGAAGAGGAGGGAGGAAGAGGAGCUCUUCAGACGCAAGCAGUGUCGUCAGCAGCAGGAGCUGAUCAUGAAGUUGCUGCAGCAUUCCCCCCAGCAGCAGGGUCCUGGGGCAGGCAGCUCAGGCUGGAGCGGGGCCCCCUCCUCAGGGCUCUCCAAGGCAGGAAAGCCCCCUGCUCUGGCUCUGCUGGAGAUGCAGCAGGAGGCAGAGAGGCUCCUGAAGCAGCAGCAGCAGCAGCAGAGAGCCCAGCAGCAGAGAGAGCGCCUCUCUGGCAUGUCGAUGGGGAGCUCCUCCAUGGGCGGGCAGUGGGCGGAUGGUGUUGGCAUGUGGGGCGGGCCUGGAGGGAUGGAGGGCAAGAGCAGCAGUGGAAGCUCUUCAGGCAGCAUGGGCAUGUGGGACGAGGCUGUGAAGAACCAAGCCAGCCUGCGUGGCAACAGCAACAACAACAUGGGCCUGAAGAACAGCCGCAGCAGCCCCUCACUCAGUGAUCAGUUCAUGAUGCGUAGGAAGCGGACUGAGGACGAGGACAAGCUGCUGAAGCUGCUGCAGGGCAUGAAGCCUCAGGACGGCUUCACUACCUGGUGUGAACAGAUGCUGCACGCUCUCAACACCUCUGCCAACAACUCCUCCUCCCCACUGGAUGUUGCCACAAUUGUGGCCUACCUGAAGGAGAUGGAGUCUCCCUAUGCAGUGCUGGAGUUCAUCCGGUCCUACCUAGGGGACACAGUGGAAGCCAAAGAGUUCGCCAAACAGUUCCUGGAGCGACGUGCCAAACAGAAAGCCAACCAACAGAGACAGCAGCAGCAGUUAUCAAAGGAAGUGGCUGGAUUGAACAUGAACUUCCCUCUGCAGGACUCAAUGCGAGGAAUGAAUCCAAGCACCCUGCAGUCCAUGUUUCAACCCAACCACAUGGGCAAGUCUGGUCUCUAUGAAAACCAGGGAGGGAAGAUGAAGAAGAAACAGCCCAUGAUGCUGCACCCUGACCCCAGCAUCUUAGGGUACUCAUUCCACAACGCGAGCGAGUGUCUGAGCCUGAAUGAGAUGGAGAUGGUGGAGGAUUACUGAUGUGACGCAGCGCAGCAGCAAUAGCUACCUGAGGCCUUCUGUCUUUUAAUCAGACAAACCUGAUGACGAAUGUGCACUGCUGGGGGAACCGGGAGGGGGUAGGGGGGGGGGGGUGGGAAGGUGCAGGGUGGAGGCGCCUUGAUCUGUGCCUCCCACUCUCUCCUUCCCUGUGGCUAGAACAAAAAGGGCUCCCUGCUGCACCAGUUGAUCACUUGAGCAGGGGAGAGGGGGGUGAUGUAUAAAGGAAGAUGGGUAUCCUCUGGCACUCAAAAGAUUAAGCACCUUAUACUGAACUAAUGCACUUUAUUGAGAUGGGAUUUGAAUAUUUUUUUUUCAUGUGUGUGAAUGUGUGCGUGCGUGUUGGGAAUUGGUGCACAUACGGUGUGUGAACAUACACAUCUUCUGCGUGCAUGUGCAUCAGAACUGGAAGGGUGUGGUGAAACAGUCGGUGGGUGAAUGGUCGGGCUGUUUUCAAAGUCAGGGGGACCUUUAGUUGAAACCUUUAUCAGAGAGCAAAUCCUUUCUCUAAAGACAAACACUGUUGAUAUUUCUCUUAUUUAGCAUUUUUUUACGUUUAUAUAAAAAGUAAAGCUAUUGAAAAAUAGAUUAUAAAAAAACUUGAAGAUUUGCACUUGCCUAAAAAAGAAAUAACAAAAACAACAAAAAAAUCAAACAAAUGGGGUUAGUUCUAGAAGUGAAUAUUUGUGUGAAUGACUGAGUGUGUGAUGCUUGGGUUGUGUCAGUAAUAUACCAGUCUGCACAAUGUUUGUUUUUUUCAUUCUUUUGUUGCUUACCAAGAUGUAUGAAACAUAAGAGGCCAUUUUUGUCUUUUUUGUUCAAAUGGUAAUUUUGUAUUCUCAUGUUUAGAGAGUGUGUGUUUGUGUGUGUGUGUGUGUGUGUGUGUGUGUGUGUGUGUGUGUGUGUCCCUCCUCCAAACAGGGACGUUGUGAGAGUUGAAUGAGUGAGACAGAGAGAGGGCAAUUGCACAACACAUCCUUUCUCUCACCAGCUCUUCAUCCCCAUGAUAGACGAAAUAGAAGUGCAUACAUUUGUAAAUGUUAGCUUUGCGCUCAUCACACGAUGGCACCACUAGUUUAUUUCCCUUAAGCCCCUCCCCAUGGGGAGCCGUCGGUAGACCUGUGAGGACUGGCAGACAGGGCGAAUCAUGAGGGACAUUGCUGUGCGUGCAUCAGAGCGAGACUUUGUAUGUGUGAGUUUUCAUGUUCAUUUACUGUUCAUAGAAAUUAGUUAAGACUACAGGUACUCAUUUUGAAUACAUGUGCUUUUUUGUAUGUGUAUGAAUGCACAUUUGUGCCUAAGAACUUGGAUAGGGUGCGUGGCCAUUGAGACAUUAACUCUUUUUUGAGAGCGAGUGUGGUGUGUGUCAGUGCUCAGCACAGUGUAUGUAAGUUUAUAUCGUAAAUGUUUCUAGUUCAGUCUAGGGGUGAUCCAUCGGAAGGUUAUUCCAGUCUGUUUUCCUGGGGUGUGAUCACGUUGCCUUUUGUCAGCUCUCGAACUUGUGAAUGAAAGGUGUCGAGAUUCUGACUCUGAAAAGAAAACAACAUCUUAAUGUGCAAGUGCACAGAAGGGUGCAUGACAUGUUAGCAUAUUGUGUUACUUAUUCGUUGUUGCAAUUUGAUAAUGACGAGUUUCUUUUUUUAAUGAAAAAUAUAUAUGAAUAUAUAUACAUUAUAUACAAAGUUUAAAAAGUAUUUGGACUAAGAUAAUGAGCACUUGGGGCUGCUAUUUUUGUUGUGUGUUCUAAUUUUUUUCCUUAAAUUGUUUUUCAUUUUUGUUUCAUUAUCGCCAUGUGAAGUGUGUAUUAUUUCUUAAGAAAAUAUUGAAUGUAUUCCAAAAAAAUGACAAGAAACCCGUGCUGAUACCAGAUUUUAUUUUUUUUUCCUCAGAAGAUUUCAAAAAUGGAAACAAAAUACAAAAAAGCUUCAGAGUUUAGCAAGAACUUUUUUUAAUUUACAGUGGAAAAGAAGAAAAAAAAACUGGGGCUGGAAACAGUUGAACACACUGCCUCUACAAUCCUGGUCGUACACAUAGUGACUAAGAAUGAAAAGACUCUUUCUAUUCCAUACUGGAGCUUUGGUUGUUUACAAACCACAUGGAUAUCUGUGGGUGCAGUUUUGUUAUUUUGUUUUAUUUUUGUUCCCACAUGAGACGGGUGGGGUUUGCAAGUGCGCUUCUGCCAUAUGGACAUUGAGUUGUGUUGGGUUUUUUUUGAGGAAGAGCGGCAGGUAUCGCAAGAACAUGGACACGAUCCUCCGACUGGACCUCUGUGUGUGGUCAUGGAGAAUUGAUGAUCCACCACGGAGGAAAGGGAGGGAAAUCAAGGAUGGGCUUUGUUUGUGGAGUGCAGGGCUGCAAAACCCUGGAGGGAAGAGAAGGUGAUACGUGUACACCUGGUUAGUGCGCUUGUCUCCACCUCAACCCUCAGAAGCACUCACCUGCCCUCACCAACUCACCUAUGCACUUUUGUUCAUUCAAGCUGUGAGGUACAAUUUUGGGGAUGGGAGCACAAUUACAACAGGAGGAUUGCUAAGACUUUGACAAAGUCACUGAAAAAAAAAAAUUCCCAAACUGAAAUAAGAGACUCGAGAAGAACGUCUUCUCCCACCUCCUGUAUAUAACCAUAUUUUUGUAUUAUCUUUCGGAGAAGAAAGAAACUUUGCAAAUGGAUGAAGGAAAAAUUCAUGCGACGUUGACUAUAUGGAGUGAAUGUUCUUCAAGAAAACCAAUCUUUUUGAGUAUAGUUUGAGAUGGACUCGCUGUGAGUUUCCCUUAGUUUGCCAGUAACCCUGAAAUAAUCCGGGAUGGAAGGGAAAUAAAAAAAACAAGGACUAAGUUUGUAGGACUUGCUAAAGUGGCUCCGAGACUGACUGAGAGUUACUUAUCAAAACGGAUGCUGCCGUCUCGACAAAAACGUCCCACCAAGAGUGUUUGAUCAACAUACACGGUGAAGAGGCAGACGUGGGUUUGAAGGUCUUCUCCGAACCUGAUGGCUGCCUCCAGAGCUGUGGAGUUACUGCAGGAGGAACAAUAUUUGGCAAUGGAGUCUGGCUGUGCUUUAUUUGCUGCCCUCUGCAAGGAGGAUCUAAUCUACAGCCAACCCAUGAACCAGUUUACCCUAAACCUUUUGAACUUAAACCCUAAGAAACUUUUCUGUCUUGACCUCAGACUUGGCAAGCCGCUGGCAUUAUCAGUUGGACAGUUGCAAGAUGAACAGGGUUAUAGGCCGUGGAUCCCAUCUGUGUUGGAAGUGUGAGGAUCGGGACUUGAUCUCCCAUGGAGGAAAAGGAUGAAGAGGCACGUAUUGCCCAGAUGUCAUCACCCCACCUCGGCCUGAAGCUCUCAGGCAGUCGCGUGGAGGUCUUCUAAGCGGCAGGACAGAAGACUCAGCUGGAUUGGGUUUCGACGGACGUGGCUGGAUUACAUCAAAGUCACCAGGAAUCCCUGCAGCUGUGGAACUGGAUGAACUGAAAGAAUUGUACAAAAAAAACAACAAAAAGAAACUUUGAAACAUGACAAAACACAAUCGAGUAGCUACACGUCACAUAGAUUCUAGUUGCGGACACACUACAUGCACAUGCUACAGCAAAAGCAACACACAGUGGCUCUCCCUGGAACCACAAACACACAACAGGGCUACACCAACAUUAGAUGACACACACACACAAAUCAUUGCUCAAUAUAAUCGCUGAGCUUUGUAAAUAAUGUAAAAGUUUGUGUUUUUGAUUUUUCUCUCAUAGUGGUUUUGCUUUAUUUCUCUGUUCAACAUGCCUUAAAUUGUAUAGUUCAGCUCUGAAUGGCUAACUGAAAAUGUUCUCUAAAAGGUGAAUUUAAGUUGGAAACCGCCUCCUUUAACUGUCCUCUAAAGUGGAAAGAGAGAAAGGAGCUUUCUAAACGUUUUCUGUUUGUUAACAGGACAGUGUUCUGUAUUCAUUUGAGACCUCUAACCACCAUGAAAGAGACUGUUUUGCUACAGAAAGAGCAAGCACUCUUUGAUUCAUCCGAUUGAGCUGGUGGUUAGCUUGUGUUGCCCUUUUGGUUUCCUUAAAGUUUAGAAUUGAUUUGUUCACAUUUCCUGUUGGAUAAUUGCAAAAAGUGCAGGCUUAAUAAAGGGCUGGAGUCUGUACUGUAUGGAGCUGAGCUGACUGGGGGGAAACAGACGUAUUAUUGUGUGACAUAUUGUUGGAUAUACUGCUUUAGGCAAAACUGAACAGGUGACAGGUCUUCCAAGUAGGGGCUUUUUGGUUAUUAUUUGUAUACACUCCGGCUGACUUUAACGUUUUGGAAGCAACUAGAUACUUUUUACAGUUACGGGAUGUCAAAUCAGUUUUGUGAGAAGCAUGAUUGCAUGAUGUGAGUAUUUGUGGGUUUUGGCGCUGAACCUUGACGUGCGUAACAAUUUGUCCCAGAUUGCAGCAGUUUUGUUUGUGUACCGGGGAGUGCUGCUGACUAUCUGAAUGCACUGAAUAGAUAAGAAAUCGGCCAGUCAGUUGUGUGUUAUCCAAAAGGAAAUUCUUGUCCUGAAAAUUUGGAAAGCGUCUUGUUCCAUUUGUGUAUAUCUAAUUGGAUUUGAGAGAUUAAUGCUUUUAGACGACUAGUUGCUUUUUGUAUCAUUGACAACUAAACACUAUGCCGUUUUUAUUCCAAUUGGCAACUGAGGUUACAUAUGUAAUAAACUCGUACAUCUGUUUAGCUGAGAUUUUGAUGGAUAGCUAACUGUACUACGUUUAAUGUUGUCUUUAUCAGUUGCCAAAACAACAAAUUAACUUUAUAUUAUCACGUCUGUUGUUUGAGAGUGAUAUUUUUAAAUGCUGAUAUUGUGUGGUAUUAGUUGUUGGUUGGUCAGCCUGUCUUAAUAGAGUAAAACAAAGUUAUUUUACUGCACCACAGGUGCUUUUAUGAUUAGAUAAACUGCAAUAUUGCUUCUUCCAAAAGCCCACGAUAUUUAAUUACAGCCUUUGAAAAGAUGAUGUCACGUCCUGUCCACCUAAAUUGGUAUGAAACCUGGUUCAGUUUAGUUCUGGUAACUGUAAAUCUAACAAUAUGGAUACAAAAAAUAUAUGUUAAGUUAUAUCCCAGUCAGCUCAGCUCCUUGAAUAACAAGUCUUUGAAUGUUGAGAUAACAGCAUAAUGUGAUAAACUUUUUGGAAAAGAACAAUUGAAAGAUGUGUAAAUAGUUUGGCUUUUGUUUGUUUGAAGAACAAAAAUAAAUACAAAAUAAAUAGCA